AUGGCAUGUGAAAAUCAACAAGAACUUGUCCGCCAGAAAAACAUGAAGAAAACCCAGGAAAUUAGCAAGGGAAAAAGAAAAGAGGAUAGCUUGACUACCUCUCAGAGAAAGCAGAGGGACUCUGAGCUCAUGCAACAAAAGCAGAAGGCAGCUAAUCAGAAGCAGUCUAUGCAUACAAGAGAAAAAUGAUGACUGGCUAUUUGGAAAACCUUGGUGCUACUGCCAACUGGAUGUAUCAUAAGCUCUAAGAUCAAGAUUUUGUACAGUGGACGGUCAUUACAUAUGUUUUAACAUCCUUUAAAAACUAUUUUGAACUUUAUCUUUCAGUUUGACUCAGUGCAAUGUUUUACAAGCAAUCUUCAAAGAAUAAAAUACUACGUGCAUGUG
Cebus imitator (Panamanian white-faced capuchin) is the source of this 387-nucleotide messenger RNA. RefSeq names its product small EDRK-rich factor 1-like. NCBI's taxonomy places the organism in Eukaryota, Metazoa, Chordata, Mammalia, Primates, Cebidae. The record is from RefSeq and is a predicted model, not a curated record. The coding region runs from base 1 to 189 and encodes 62 amino acids. The transcript has a single exon.